GGAGAUGCCACCUAGUUUUGAGCUCCGUCUGUUUAGGUUUUUGCAAUGACCAUUAGGAUUGCAAAGCGAAAUAUGUUUUUCAUACACGCCCCCGAGGAGGAGAAGUGCACGGAGGCGCAGCUGGACAUCCUGAUGAAGAUCAACUCCGGGGAGUAUCGGCUAGUGAAGAAGAACAAGCGCAGCUCCGUGUGGAACGUCUACCGGGAAAUCGCUCGUCCGGACGGUACCAAGCUGAAAUGGCGAUACUUUUGCAUGGGCUGCAAGCGAGUGAUGCAGAGCACCGGGGGCACCACCUCCAAUCUGCGCAUCCACAAGUGCCACGUGCGGUAUAUCAAGCAGCACGCCCAUCUCACCGACGGAAGUCACUCCUACAACCAUGCUCCCGCGACUCCAGCUAGCCAACAGUCGCCACGCGAUCAGAAACCGAAGAUCAAGCGAGAGCCAUCCUAUGCCACCAAGUGUGAACAACAGAAGAUCAAGCGAGAGCCAUCCUAUGCCACCAAGUGUGAACAGUUCUAUGAGGUCACCAUGGAUCCACUGACGCAGUAUAGCGACCUAGAGGAUGACAUAGAGGCUUCUUUGGAAGAGGAGCACACUGUGAAAUCCGAGCGUGAACUGAAGUCCUCCAAUUCCAGACCACUGCUAAAGCUCUUUUUCGAAGAUAACUUUUCGGUUGAGCCAGUGGAGCUGGAAGAAGAGGCUGAGUCUGCGGAGACGGAGACGGAAGACCAGAUGCCCAUCGAGCUGGACCUAACUGAAGUCCAGCAUAUUGCCUCGGACGUUAGCCAUGAGGCAAUCGAGUCGAAGUCAGCGGAAAGUGGCGUCCACUUCGAUGGCAGUGCCAUUUCCGAAGCGGAAUCCUAUGCCAAAGCCUGGGCUCACGCCUUCCUGCGGCUGAACGAGGACCAAAAGUUCUACGCCAAGCGCUCCAUUGAUGAGCUACUAGUAUUGGGCCGUCUGGAGAGACUGAGCAUUUCCACAGUCACAUCCUUGACCACAAACCUGUAGCACCUCACCAUGCCAAUACCGUAUAAAUUAGCCUAAGAAUUAAUUUAUAUUGCAGACUAAAUUACUUGCUCAUUUAACGAAGAUUUCGUUUACAAAAACCACAAAAAAUGGUAAAUUAUGAUUAUUACUAUCUCAAACCCUUUUUAGAAUACAUAAAUCUA
Messenger RNA from Drosophila teissieri, 1169 nucleotides. RefSeq lists its product as uncharacterized. Gene Ontology annotation, cellular component: nuclear body. Gene Ontology annotation, biological process: positive regulation of DNA-templated transcription. Gene Ontology annotation, molecular function: DNA binding. The coding region runs from base 46 to 1008 and encodes 320 amino acids. The transcript has 2 exons. NCBI's taxonomy places the organism in Eukaryota, Metazoa, Arthropoda, Insecta, Diptera, Drosophilidae. The record is from RefSeq and is a predicted model, not a curated record.